AAAAAAAACACCCCCCCCCCCCCCCCAAAAAAAAAAAAAAAAAAAUGUGCACCGUUUUGCGGCUGCGACAGCACCAAUGCUCAAUGCCGUGCCGCUCAGCUCCAGAAGGACGCAUCCUUGCGUAUCCGCACCAGCACGCGCUCACGCCAGCGGUUGACGAAGGACGCGGGCAUGCACACUGUCUCUUCCCCCUGCGAGCCGCCCACGUCGGCCGGCAGCACGCGCCCGUACGACGCAACGAAGUUGAAGAGGUCCUCCACAAUGCGCUCGGCCAUCACCAGCUUCGUCGCGGCGAAUUCCUGCUGUAGCGGCUGCUCCUGA
Molecule: messenger RNA, 321 nt
Organism: Trypanosoma grayi
Lineage: Eukaryota; Euglenozoa; Kinetoplastea; Trypanosomatida; Trypanosomatidae
Exons: 1
Source: RefSeq, a predicted model, not a curated record